UGUAUAUUUUUUUUAUUCUUUUAUUUUGGAAAUCAAUCAUUAUAUUAUAGAAAAUUAAGGGGUGAAUAUACAAAUCCAAAAAGUUGAUUUAAUUUUUAUUAAGGCCAACUGAAGGAAGCAACGUGAUCCGAGUAAAAUCUGGUGCGUCUCGAGAAAAUAAAAACCAAACCAUGUGUAUGGUUGAGAUUGGAGAGAUCCAAGAAGUGAAACUUGAGAGGGACACCCAAACAUUUUUAAUUAAAAACCAAAAACCGAAAAAACAGUACAAGAAGAACUCCCUCUCCUAAUUCAUUGCCAUUGACAUGAAAUCAGGUCUUCAAAAUUCUUGUUUGGAAACCUGAUUUCAUAUCAUUAAAAGAAGAAAAGGUUGAGAAGGAGAAGAUGGGGUGCUCAUUUUCUGGUUUGAAUGCUCUAUACGACGCUGUGAACGGGGGAGGAGACGUGUGGAUCAAUGAGAACCGGUUCAGGAUCUUGAGGCAGCUCGGGGAGGGCGGCUUCGCCUACGUUUUCCUCGUCAAGGAGGUGCUCUCAGAUUCCGCUUCCGCCUCUGCUGCUGGCUUGGCUAAGAAAGUCAAGGACUCCUCUCAUCUCUCUGAUGAUGGCACUUAUGCUAUGAAAAAGGUUCUCAUUCAGAAUACUGAACAGUUGGAGUUGGUCAGGGAGGAGAUCCGUGUUUCAUCGCUAUUCAGCCAUCCGAAUCUGCUUCCACUUCUUGAUCAUGCUAUCAUUUCUGUUAAGUCUACACAAGAAGGAUCUAGGAACCAUGAAGCAUACUUGUUGUUUCCAGUUCAUUUGGAUGGAACGUUACUGGACAAUUCCAAAGCCAUGAAAGCUAAAAAGGAGGUUUUUUCUACCUCAGAUGUUCUUCAUAUAUUUCGGCAGCUUUGUGCAGGACUCAAGCAUAUGCACAAUUUUGAUCCUCCAUAUGCACAUAAUGAUGUCAAACCUGGUAAUGUUCUUAUAACUCAUAGAAAAGGACAACCACCUCUUGCCAUAUUAAUGGACUUUGGCAGUGCUCGACCUGCAAGGAGGCAAAUUCGUUCCCGUUCAGAGGCGCUACAGUUGCAGGAAUGGGCAUCUGAGCAUUGUUCGGCUCCUUUUCGAGCUCCUGAGUUAUGGGAUUGCCCCAGCCAUGCAGACAUUGAUGAGAGAACUGAUAUUUGGUCAUUAGGAUGCACUUUGUAUGCAAUAAUGUAUGGGAUAUCUCCAUUUGAAUAUGCGCUUGGAGAAUCUGGAGGGAGCCUACAGUUGGCCAUUGUAAAUGCACAGGUAAAGUGGCCGGUUGGACCUAAGGCUCAAUAUCCAGAAGCUCUUCACCAGUUUGUGACGUGGAUGCUUCAGCCCCAGGCUGCAGUCCGCCCUCGCAUAGAUGAUAUCGUAAUUCAUGUCGACAAGUUGAUUGCAAAGUUCUCUAAUUGAGACUAUUGAAAUGAAACACAUUGGAGUGUGAUGUAGGUGUUGACUAUGCAAAUAUCAGCAGAUUGGAUUAUUAAUGUUUCUUCAGAGUGAUAAUGGCAACGAAAGAAAUAGCAAUUCAUGUCAGUGUUACACAGAUUACCUUUUUGGAGUAGUUUUGGCGGUCGUGCAUUUGGUUUAAUUUUAUUGUGUUGUUCUAUCACAGCCAUCUAGUGAUAUCUCUUCACUCUUGCAAUGUACUAAAGUGCUACUCUCCCCUUUCCCCUUGAUUAGAUUUUGUUUGCACAAUUA
Molecule: messenger RNA, 1707 nt
Organism: Alnus glutinosa
Lineage: Eukaryota; Viridiplantae; Streptophyta; Magnoliopsida; Fagales; Betulaceae
Exons: 6
Coding region: 382-1419 (345 amino acids)
Biological process (GO): protein phosphorylation
Cellular component (GO): cytoplasm
Molecular function (GO): ATP binding; protein serine/threonine kinase activity
Source: RefSeq, a predicted model, not a curated record